Molecule: messenger RNA, 1866 nt
Organism: Heterostelium album PN500
Lineage: Eukaryota; Evosea; Eumycetozoa; Acytosteliales; Acytosteliaceae
Gene: phg1a
Product: transmembrane 9 family protein
Exons: 4
Coding region: 1-1866 (621 amino acids)
Biological process (GO): protein localization to membrane
Cellular component (GO): membrane
Source: RefSeq, a predicted model, not a curated record
AUGUUUAGUUAUAAGAAUAGAUCGUUGUUUGUACUACUCAUUGCACUGAUAGUGUUGUGCGAACAGUGCAAUGCAUACCUACCGGGUUUAGCAAAGACCUACAAAGCAAAUCAGAAUUACACUAUCCAAGUGAACAAGAUCACCUCUGUACAUACUCAAAUUCCAUAUGAAUACUAUAAAUUGCCGGUUUGUCAACCAGACAAAAAAGAUUAUGAAAGUGAGAAUCUAGGUGAAAUCUUACUUGGUGAUGUCAUUGAAAGUUCUUUAUUCAGAGAACAACCAUGUACAGUUAUCAAUGGAUAUCAAGAUACAAAAUGUGAACCAAUUCUCACUGCAGAUCAGACAAAGACUUUACAAGAUAGAAUCAAACAGGGAUAUAGAGCUCAUUGGUUAUUCGAUGGUCUACCCGCACGUCAAUCUGAACUUGAAGCACAUCAACCUGGAUUCGAUAUAGGUUUUGUUGGUAGAGAUGGUCAAGAAGGAAUCUUUGUUAAUAAUCAUUUUAAAAUAGUAAUUCAUUACCAUCAAGCUCCGGGUGCCGACGAUUAUAAUGUUGUUGGAUUCGUUGUUGAACCAAGCAGUGUUGAAUAUACAGGUGCAAGUCCAAAGGGAUACGAAAAGGAUUUGAAUUGUCCAGCUUCCACCGAUGGCAGCCAAAUAGUCGACAAGGACAGUUUCAUUCUUUGGACAUACUCUGUCACCUUCCAAAAGAGUGAAACUCGUUGGGAGAAGCGUUGGGACACCUACUUGAAACCCAAUGAACAAUCGGUUCGUUUCCAUUGGUUCUCGAUCCUCAAUUCCUUGAUGAUCGUCUUUUUCUUGACUGUUAUGGUUGCACUCAUCAUGAUGAGAACAUUGAAGGCCGACUUUAGAAAGUACAACUCGAUCGAUGCCUCUGACGAACCAGAGGAGACCGGUUGGAAGAUGAUUCACGGUGAUGUAUUCCGUCCACCAACUCACCCAAUGAUUCUCUCUGUCUUGGUUGGUAGUGGUGUCCAAGUGUUUGCCAUGACCAUCAUCACCAUGUUGUUUGCCAUUCUCGGAUUCCUUUCACCAGCCAACAUUGGUAGUUUACAAACUUCAUUAGUUGUAUUAUUUGUUAUUAUGGCUAUGUUUGCAGGAUAUUUCUCAACAAGAGCAUACGUUUCUUUCAAAGGAACCAAUUGGAAGAGAAAUACAAUUAAUACAGCAUUCGGUUUCCCAGGUUUCAUUUUCUUUAUUUUCUUUAUUAUCAACAUGAUGUUGAGAGGUUAUGGAUCGUCAGCAGCCAUUCCAUUCACCACUUUCUUAUCGUUGAUUGCAAUGUGGUUCGGUAUCUCUGUACCAUUGGCAUUCACUGGAAGUUAUUUCGCCUUUAAGAAGCCAGUCCCACAAGAUCCGGUACGUACCAAUCAAAUUCCACGUCAAAUUCCCGAUCAAAUCUGGUACAUGAAGCCUGCACUCUCUAUUUUGAUGGGAGCUAUCCUUCCAUUCGGAGCGGUAUUCAUCGAACUCUACUUUAUUUUAUCGGCCGUCUGGGACAAUCAACUCUACUACAUCUUUGGUUUCCUCUUUAUCGUAUUAAUCAUUUUGGUUGUAACAUCCGCCGAGAUUACCAUUGUAAUGUGUUACUUCCAGCUCUGUGCCGAAGACUACCACUGGUGGUGGAGAUCGUUCUUGACCUCUGGUGCAUCCGCACUCUUUAUGUUCUUAUAUUUUAUUUACUUCUUUAAACACUUGCAAAUCACCAAGUUUGUAUCUAUUAUGUUAUACUUUGGAUACUCUUUGAUUAUGGCUUCCACAUUCUUUGUCAUGACCGGUGCAAUUGGUUUCUACGCUUGCCAUUGGUUCGUAAGAAAGAUUUACAGUAGUAUCCAUAUCAAUUAG